Molecule: messenger RNA, 1653 nt
Organism: Colossoma macropomum (tambaqui)
Lineage: Eukaryota; Metazoa; Chordata; Actinopteri; Characiformes; Serrasalmidae
Gene: aadacl4
Product: arylacetamide deacetylase-like 4
Exons: 5
Coding region: 332-1588 (418 amino acids)
Cellular component (GO): membrane
Molecular function (GO): carboxylic ester hydrolase activity
Source: RefSeq, a predicted model, not a curated record
GUGCUGAAUGUGGCAGAGUUGAGUGUGAGGACGGUGAAUUGCGCAUUAGCUGUGAUUCCCGAUCUUACUUAAAAGUUGCGUAGGACUCUACGCAAGGCUCAAAACUUCCGUAAACAUGCGCAUAUUUAUCUGCCGUCGCUAUAAACCCCGCUUUCUGCUCGGGAAGUUACACAUUACACAGCUGCUUUGCGAGUACGCCCCGUUUGUAAACGAGGCCGCAGGUCAUUUGGAGGAGAUCUGGCGCAGGUAUUGUGAAACGUGUGAUAACAGUGUCCCUGCACUAUAAGGAGGGAGGGCGUGUGUGAUCUGCUCAGUGUUGUCCGAGGCCACCAUGGACACAGCAACUGCUAUUCUGAUUAUUGGUUUUGCUGCACUGGCUGCAGCCUUCUGCUUGUUGUUCAUUGGCCUGGUGUAUGCAGAAGCAAUGAACUCGGAGAUUCCUCCUGGAAUUACAAAUCCUGGAAAACUACACGCUUUGCACUGCUUUAUUGUAGGAAUAGCAGUUCUGGGCCGAGUCUUUGAGCGUCUGGGUCUGUGUAGUCAGGUGAGUUUUACUCGAUGGUGUACAGGCAGCUUAAUGGCCCUCAAACGGCUGCCAGCGCCUGGUCUCCGCAUUAAGGACAUGACCUUCAGCGGUGUGCCUGUGAGAGUGUAUGAGCCCACAACUGCUUCCGAUCAGAAAAGGAGAGGGAUGAUGUAUUUUCAUGGUGGAGGAUGGGUGCUGGGCACUAUAGAUUUAUACGAUGACAUUUGCCGGCACAUUGCCAAGGAGACUGAUACCACGGUUGUGUCAGUUGGUUACCGCCUUGCCCCUGAGCACAGGUUCCCUGCCCACCUGGAUGACUGUGAGGCCGCCACUCUCCACUUCCUGUCUGUGGCAAAGGAUGAGUUUGGGGUUGAUCCUGGCAGGGUGGUGUUGGGUGGAGACAGUGCUGGGGGCAACCUGACGGCCGCUCUCAGUCAGAGGCUGGCGAGGAAGCAGGCUGGACAUCUGCCCUCUCCUCUUGCGCUGGUCCUCAUCUACCCUGCCCUGCAAAUGGCAGAUUUCAACCUGCCGUCCUACCAGCAGAACCAUGCCGUGCCCCUAUUGUUCCGAGCCAGGACCGUCUUCUACUUCCUGCAGUACCUCAAUGGGGACAUGUCCGUGAGCCAGGACGUUCUAGCAGGCAGGCACAUUCCCGCCGAGCUAAAGCAGCACUACAAGAAAUGGCUUGACCCAGCUAUUCUACCGCCCGAAUUCAGAGAGAGAUGUGACCAAAGGCCAAAGCAGGUGGCCACAGAUCACGAUGGUGAGGUGUACCACAUCAUCAAAGACGGACUGCAGCCAGAGUUCUCUCCUUUGCUGGCCGAGGAUGAUGUUCUUCGCCUCACGCCUCCCACCUUCAUCCUGACCUGUGAGUACGAUGUGCUGAGGGACGACGGGUUCCUGUUCCAGAAGAGGCUGAAGGACCUUGGAGUGGACGUCACCUGGCAUCACCUUCCUGAUGGCUUCCAUGGUGCAUUUAACUUCUUCAGCAAGAGAAGGAUGUACUUUCCUACUGGAGAGAGAGCCAUGGAGCAGGUUGUGAGCUACAUAAAGGGACUCUGAAGCCUAGAACACAAUUUCCCUUAUCGGGAAUGUAGCUAACAAAUAAAGGAAACGUAUGUACACUA